CCUUGUGCGCCCAAACAGCUUCGUCUGAUUCAACUAUUUGAGGAUUUUGAGCGAAGAGUGAGCUGAGAGAGCAGAUGGAUAGCUACAGACAACAAAAGAUACAGAAAUUGGAGGAGUUCGUCGACGGCCGACUCAAACCGGACCUUGUUCAAACCAUCGCCCAACGGGACAAGGUGUUCGAAAACCAGAAAGUUUUCUCGGAUUUGCGGAAGAACAUUGAGAAUUUGGAGAAGAAUAGUGUGACCAGUCUUGGGACAAUGGUUAAUCUUGGCUCUGAAGUGUAUAUGCAAGCUGAAGUGCCAGAUACACGGCACAUAUUUGUAGAUGUUGGACUUGGAUUCCAUGUGGAAUUUACCUGGUCUGAAGCUUUGAAUUACAUAUCUCAGAGAAAAGAAAAGUUAGAGAGGGAAAUUGAAGAUUAUACCAACCGCAUUGCCUCAAUUAAAUCCCACAUAAAGAUGGUAUGCGAAGGGAUUCAGGAAUUACUCGAGCAUUCUGCAGAGAAACCUGAGCCAGAGCCCAACUUUUGACGUUGAUAACUUCUUUACUUAGUUGUAUUACGAUGUGAAAUUGAGAAAAGCUGUCUGCACUUUCAUGUGUAACCUUAUAAGCUGUUUCACAUCUUCAAAUUGUGCUGGGAAUGUAUUAUGCUGUAGCAAGUAACUGUGAUUCAGAAAGCUAGC
Messenger RNA from Argentina anserina (silverweed cinquefoil), 683 nucleotides. RefSeq lists its product as uncharacterized. The record is from RefSeq and is a predicted model, not a curated record. The coding region runs from base 75 to 530 and encodes 151 amino acids. NCBI's taxonomy places the organism in Eukaryota, Viridiplantae, Streptophyta, Magnoliopsida, Rosales, Rosaceae. The transcript has 6 exons.